AGUAAAUGGGACUGUUACUGGUAGACUGGUGGACCUGUUCACUUCCAACAACAGUGUAUUGGAAAUGGAGGCAACAGAGAAAAAGGAACACUCCCGCGGAGCUCUGACACCAGUGUACCUGAGACCACGCUCCAAGUCAGCAUUCGAUAUCUCAAGCAACUCGUCUCGAGUUGAGGCAGGAGUGAAAGGUGAAAGUCCAGUCAAACCGGGUCUGUACAACCGCCGGUCUUAUGAGGGAAUCCGAACAGUUUCGUUUUCAUCUGACAAUGCACAUGAGGAGAAUGAUGACCUUACAGACAAGAAGACCAGACAGAAACCCUCUCUACGAGUUACAGCAGCAGAUGGAGCGGUGCUGGUCGGUGAUGCUCCAGAAACCGAUGAGGCGCCAUCCUCACCACAACCGAUCCAGAAGAAAGACAGUCUAGAGGUACCAGUCACAAGGUCCAAAUCACUGCCCAAGGCCAUCGUUGGUGCAUUUUCGAAGUUUGAGUCUAAUCGCGACAAACAGUUCCACAAAUUGUUUGAGAACAUCCCACAAGAUGAAAAAUUGAUAAAAUCCUACCCUUGUGCUUUAGUGCGUGACGUACUCCUCCAAGGCAGAAUGUUCAUAUCUGCGAACUGGGUUUGUUUCAACGCAAACAUCCUAGGCUUUGAAACAAAGGUUGUCAUUCCCGUGGAUGCCAUUCGCAACAUAUUCAAGACAAAGUACACUUUACUUGUUCCCAGCGCAGUAAGCAUCCAUACAGAUACGGACAAGCAUGUGUUCGGUUCUCUGUUAUCCCGCCGAGCUACGUACAAGAAAUUGAUGGCAGUUUGGCAUGGAAAAAGCACUAACGAUGAUGAGGAAAAAUCAAUAGCGAGUCAAGAUGGAUCCUACAGCCAGGACGGUCGCGAAACAUCACUCACCGACGAUCAAGUCUUUGAGGAUGAGGAAGAUGAUUCAGAUAGAUCGCAGCCAUUCAGAUCUGAAUCCCGUAAGAUGAUGUCUGGACGAGCACAUCACGUCAAAGAAGACAAAGACCAAGACAUGCAGAAUACAACCAGAGUCAGAGUAGGGCGGUCAAGAUUACAGACGUUUAUUGUACAAGUAAAACGCUUAGCCGAAUCGGUCCGGGCUAUGCAGCUCGUGUUGCCCCUGGCUAUAUUGGUGAUAUGCUGUUUAUGUGUAUCUUCGUGCGUAUUGGCCUGUCGCAUUGCUAGAGUACAGGCUCAGAUGCAGAAAUUCCCCGAAGUAGCAGAAGCAUUGGAGUGGAACAGGAUACUGGUAACCAGUCAAUCGGGUCAUAUGGACCAGGUGUCAAGACUUCGAGAUUCACUGGUACUCAGUCUGCAAAUACUCAACAAGAUGCAUUCAUCACUACAGCUGAUUAACCGACCGCCAACCACCACCAAUGAAAUGGAUUCUCUUCCACACUAGAUGAUGACGUCCGGCUUCUUA
This is a messenger RNA of Patiria miniata (bat star), 1438 nucleotides long. Its product is annotated as GRAM domain-containing protein 2B-like. The record is from RefSeq and is a predicted model, not a curated record. The transcript has 15 exons. NCBI's taxonomy places the organism in Eukaryota, Metazoa, Echinodermata, Asteroidea, Valvatida, Asterinidae. The coding region runs from base 65 to 1417 and encodes 450 amino acids.